Messenger RNA from Ficedula albicollis (Collared flycatcher), 1905 nucleotides. Its product is annotated as translation initiation factor IF-2-like. The record is from RefSeq and is a predicted model, not a curated record. The transcript is spliced from 3 exons. The coding region runs from base 1 to 1905 and encodes 634 amino acids. NCBI's taxonomy places the organism in Eukaryota, Metazoa, Chordata, Aves, Passeriformes, Muscicapidae.
AUGGGGGAAGAGCACGAAAAAGAAAAUAACUGUGUGCUGGGGGAGGUAGCAGGGAAUGAACCUCCCACCUCCGACAGCAGCUGGGCUUUCCGCUGCAUAACCCUCACAAUCAGCUCCUUCACCAGAACACAGUGCUCCAGCACUUUCCCUCUCCCUCGCCAGUCUGUUCUCUCUCCUCACCUUCGGCCCCAGUGCCAUCUGCCCCCGUCUGGGCGAGAUGCCUUCCGCGCUUCUGCCACUCCCCUCACAACGUUAUCGCUACACAGUUCCUCCGAAACAGGCGUUGCUUCCUCCCAGCUGCUGCAAGCCCUGACCGCCCCUCCGGCAGACCUUGAGCCGCUGCCUGUCCCCCCGCGGGCUCCCGCGGCCGCAGGGUCCCGUCCCCGCGGGGCCACGGGCGCGGCCCACAGCCCACAGCCCGGCCGCACCGGGCCCCGGGCCCCGGCCCCUCCUCAGCGCCCCGGGGGACAGCCGGCACCGACCCGGGCACAGCCCUCAGCGCCCCGGGGGACAGCCGGCACCGACCCGGGCACAGCCCUCAGCGCCCCGGGGGACAGCCGGCACCGACCCGGGCACAGCCCUCAGCGCCCCGGGGGACAGCCGGCACCGACCCGGGCACAGCCCUCAGCGCCCCGGGGGACAGCCGGCACCGACCCGGGCACAGCCCUCAGCGCCCCGGGGGACAGCCGGCACCGACCCGGGCACAGCCCUCAGCGCCCCGGGGGACAGCCGGCACCGACCCGGGCACAGCCCUCAGCGCCCCGGGGGACAGCCGGCACCGACCCGGGCACAGCCCUCAGCGCCCCGGGGGACAGCCGGCACCGACCCGGGCACAGCCCUCAGCGCCCCGGGGGACAGCCGGCACCGACCCGGGCACAGCCCUCAGCGCCCCGGGGGACAGCCGGCACCGACCCGGGCACAGCCCUCAGCGCCCCGGGGGACAGCCGGCACCGACCCGGGCACAGCCCUCAGCGCCCCGGGGGACAGCCGGCACCGACCCGGGCACAGCCCUCAGCGCCCCGGGGGACAGCCGGCACCGACCCGGGCACAGCCCUCAGCGCCCCGGGGGACAGCCGGCACCGACCCGGGCACAGCCCUCAGCGCCCCGGGGGACAGCCGGCACCGACCCGGGCACAGCCCUCAGCGCCCCGGGGGACAGCCGGCACCGACCCGGGCACAGCCCUCAGCGCCCCGGGGGACAGCCGGCACCGACCCGGGCACAGCCCUCAGCGCCCCGGGGGACAGCCGGCACCGACCCGGGCACAGCCCUCAGCGCCCCGGGGGACAGCCGGCACCGACCCGGGCACAGCCCUCAGCGCCCCGGGGGACAGCCGGCACCGACCCGGGCACAGCCCUCAGCGCCCCGGGGGACAGCCGGCACCGACCCGGGCACAGCCCUCAGCGCCCCGGGGGACAGCCGGCACCGACCCGGGCACAGCCCUCAGCGCCCCGGGGGACAGCCGGCACCGACCCGGGCACAGCCCUCAGCGCCCCGGGGGACAGCCGGCACCGACCCGGGCACAGCCCUCAGCGCCCCGGGGGACAGCCGGCACCGACCCGGGCACAGCCCUCAGCGCCCCGGGGGACAGCCGGCACCGACCCGGGCACAGCCCUCAGCGCCCCGGGGGACAGCCGGCACCGACCCGGGCACAGCCCUCAGCGCCCCGGGGCACAGCCGGCACCGACCCGGGCACAGCCCUCAGCGCCCCGGGGCACAGCCGGCACCGACCCGGGCACAGCCCUCAGCGCCCCGGGGCACAGCCGGCACCGACCCGGGCACAGCCCUCAGCGCCCCGGGGCACAGCCGGCACCGACCCGGGCACAGCCCUCAGCGCCCCGGGGGACAGCCGGCACCGACCCGGGCACAGCCCUCAGCGCCCCGGGGCAGUCCGUACCAGCCCCUAA